This is a messenger RNA of Laccaria bicolor S238N-H82, 471 nucleotides long. RefSeq lists its product as uncharacterized. NCBI's taxonomy places the organism in Eukaryota, Fungi, Basidiomycota, Agaricomycetes, Agaricales, Hydnangiaceae. Bases 1 to 471 code for a protein of 156 amino acids. Gene Ontology annotation, molecular function: helicase activity. The transcript is spliced from 2 exons. The record is from RefSeq and is a predicted model, not a curated record.
AUGCGUCAAGCAGAAGUUGGACUGCACUUUCAUGAAUCUUUCGGAGCGUCAAGCACUAUGCAGCCAUUUAACAUCCGGUUCAAGUUGAAUAGAAUUCCUGUGAAACGGCAGCACCAGGCUGUGGAUACUGUGUUCACACAAGUUCAUGUUUUGUUCCCCUUGGCCGCACAUCUACUGAGCUUUAAUAUGAUGGGAAUUCAGCUGAUCAAGGUCUUCAAUUCGUUGAUUCAGAGUAACCAGUCGCAGUUGCUGGCUGUCAAGUCCAUUGUGAACCAAACUCCUGGAUCACCCCCCUUUGUUGUUUUUGGACUACCUGGUACCAGCAAAACCAUCACAAUCGUCGAAGCAAUCCUUCAACUCCUUCGCAGCAACCCCCAAGCCCGGAUCCUCGCUUGCGCACCAAGCAACUCUGCAGCCAACCUGAUAGCUGAACGCCUCUCCGCCGGCCUCAACACAGACCAACUUUUCUGA